UGCUGUCAGCCGUGUGCAGUUUGCUUUGAUUUGCUGGUGAAUGUACACUGUUUGACGGAUUUAUGUCUUUAAAAACAUACACAAUUUUAUAAGUCAAUAAUGGAUACGUUGUUUUUUACUGUGAACGGAGAGCGGUGUGUUUUGUCGGCAUCAGAAGUAACACCAGUGACAUCCCUCAAUGACUACCUGCGUGACCACCUCGGCCUUUUUGGCACCAAGGCCAUGUGUCAUGAAGGAGGCUGUGGCGCAUGCGUGGUCUCCGUGUCCACUACUCAUCCAGUCAGCAAGGAAAAAAGACAGCUAGCUGUUAAUUCUUGUUUAGUACACAUCCUUUCGUGUCACCAAUGGGACAUAACUACAAUUGAAGAUCUCGGAAAUCACAAAGAUGGGUACCAUCCCUUACAGAGGCGAUUAGCUGAGUACAAUGGUACGCAAUGUGGGUAUUGCACACCCGGGUGGAUCAUGACCAUGCACAGCCUUCAAAAAAGCUCAGGAGACAAUUUAAGCAAAACACAAAUAGAUAGAGCUUUCGGUGGUAAUAUGUGUAGAUGCACAGGAUAUAGACCAAUUUUGGAUGCUUUUAAAAGCUUCGCAAAACAAUCUGAAAAUGUCCAGGACCUAGAAGAUCUUCACAAAUUAAAUUGUAAAUCGACUUGUAAGAAUAAAUGUGAUGGCGAUUGGUGUUUUAUAGAAAUAGAUGUUAUAAAAGAACUGAAACUUGGGUUAAAUCGUUGGUUCAAGGUGUAUACUAUUGAUGAUAUUUUUAAGGUGAUAAAUAGAGAAGGUGGAGAUUAUCAACUGGUGGCGGGAAAUACUGGAAAAGGUGUUUAUCCGAAUACAAAGGAACCAAGAAUAUACAUUGAUAUAUCAUCUAUUGAUGCAUUACAAGAAUGUUCUGUUGACAACAAUUUGAUAAUCGGCGCUGGGAUGACCAUAACUGAAUUUAUAAGUGUUUGUGAUAGGAAAUCAAAAACGAACGAAGACUUUUUAUAUUUGAAGGAAUUUGUGAAGCAUUUGGAGCUGGUGGCACAUGUGCCUGUUAGAAAUAUUGGUACAAUUGGUGGAAAUUUAAUGUUGAAAAAUAAACAUCACGAUUUCCCGUCAGAUAUUUUUCUCCUGUUUGAGACAGUUGGAGGCUGUGUAACUUUAAUGAAUACAAAAAAGGAGAAUUCUGUUAAGAAUAUGAGGGAGUUUAUGACAAUGGAUAUGACAAAUAAAAUAAUCUUAAAUAUCAAACUACCUCCGUUAUCGUCGAAGAACCUAAUUCGGACUUACAAGAUAAUGCCUCGUGGCCAAAAUGCGCACGCCAUUGUAAACGCUGGUUUUUUGUUUCACAUAGACAAAGACAACAAAGUAAUAUCAUCAAACAUUGUUUUUGGUAAUAUCAGACCAGAUUUCAUUCAUGCAAAACAAACAGAGGAUUUCUUGAAAGGGAGAAAUAUAUUUAGUGAAGAUGUCCUAAAGAGUGCUUUGCAUACACUAGAAGGAGAAAUGUCCCCAAUAGAUAGCCCUCCUGAACCCUCGCCGUUUUGUAGGAAGGCUAUUGCUCUGGGGUUAUUUUAUAAGGCUAUAUUAUCUCUAAGUCCGUCAGUAAACCCUCGCUACAAAUCAGGAGGUGAUAUAUUAUCACGGUCAGUAUCUCAUGGAACCCAGACGUACGACACUGAUAACUCAUUGUGGCCCUUAAACCAGCCUGUCACGAAGCUGGAGGCUUUAGCACAGUGUUCCGGGGAGGCACGCUAUGUGAGUGACAGAUAUAAUUCACCUCGCGAUGUCCACGUUGCCUUCAUUUUGUCCACUAUAUGUCUUGGAGAAGUUGAGUCGUUUGAUGCUACUGAAGCGUUGAAGUUAUCAGGCGUCAUAGCGUUCUUUACCGCUAAAGACAUUCCUGGUAGAAAUUCCUUUACACCAACAGAAAUACCAUGGAUAUCCGUAAAUGAAGAAAUAUUACCAGCUAAAGAAAUAUCUUAUUAUGGUCAGCCAAUCGCAAUAAUAGUAGCAAAUAAUCACAAAACGGCGGUGAAAGCGGCUGGAAUUGUUAAAGUUACUUAUAAGACAUCGAACCAUCAGCCAAUCUUAAAUGUAAAAGAUGCUUUGGCAGCAGCAGAUAAAGAAAAUCGAAUCCGCGAGGAAUCAUCAAUAAAACCAAAAGAUAGAGGCACAGAUGACGUCCACACAAUAAAAGGAACAUACACAAUCCCGGAUCAAUAUCACUACACCAUGGAGACUCAGAGCUGUACAGUGAGCAACACACGUCGCGGCCUUGUCGUACGGUCGGCAACACAGUGGAUGGAUUUAGUACAAACAGCGGUUGCGAAGUCUUUAAACUUAUCCUUGAACAGCGUGACGGUAGAAGUGAGCAGAAUUGGUGGAGGUUAUGGGGGUAAGGCGUCGCGGUCCUCGCUCAUCGCUUGCGCCUGUGCCUUGGCCGCACACAAGCUAAACAGAACAGCCACGCUUGUGCUCCCUCUGACUCAUAAUAUGGCUGCGAUUGGGAAGCGACAAGCAUGUUAUGUGGAAUAUGAGGUAGCAACAAAUAGUGAAGGGUUAAUACAAUACGCAAAUCUAUCAUAUUAUUCUGACAAUGGUUGUAACUUUAAUGACACUGCUGCUGGUGCCAUCACAGAUGUCAUGUCGAACUUAUACGAUACUUCCCGGUGGGAUGUCAAAGGAUACAGCGUGCUUACUGAUAAAGCCAGUAAUACAUGGUGUAGGGCUCCAGGGACCACGGAAGGCGCAGCCAUCAUGGAGCAUAUUAUGGAGCGUAUUGCAUUCACAGUAAAAAAAGAUUCUUUCGACGUGAAACUUCUGCAUAUAAACAAUAAAGACGUAAACGACAUGAUUGAGACAUUCAAACUGGAAACUAAAUAUGAGGAACGUAAAGCUGAAAUUGCAGCGUAUAAUAUUGCUAAUGCUUGGACUAAGAAAUCUCUUAAGACAUCCCUUAUGUCGUUUCCUGUGCAAUAUGGUGUGAGUUACCCAGUAACAAUCUCAGUCUAUCAUGUCGAUGGCACUAUUCUAAUAUCCCACGGAGGUAUUGAAAUGGGACAAGGUAUCAAUACGAAGGUGGCUCAAGUCUGCGCAUACGCAUUAAAGGUACCUCUUAAUAUCGUCAAAGUAAAAAGCGCUGAUAGCUUUAUAUCCCCAAAUGCAAUUGCCAGUAGUGGUAGCGUCACCAGCGAAUGUGUAGCCUUCGCUACGGUAAAGGCUUGUAAGGAACUGCUGGAAAGGCUGGAACCAGUGAAGCAGGAGAUGAAUGAACCCACUUGGCCGGAAGUUGUAAAAGCCGCGUUUGAUAAAGGUAUCAAUCUCCAAGUAAGUGCAUUGAUGUCAAAUCUUGACUCGCUCAAAGGCUACUCAGUCAACGGCAUAUGUUCGGCGGAAGUUAUCAUGGAUGUACUGACGGGAACUCAUCAGAUUGUACGCGUAGACCUCACAGAAGAUACGGGACAGAGUCUGAGUCCCGCGUUGGACGUAGGACAGAUUGAAGGAGCCUUCAUCAUGGGCCUUGGUCUAUGGACAUCAGAGCGUCUAGUGUAUGCUCCAUCCGGUCGUCUCUUAACCGACCGAACCUGGAACUAUAAGCCUCCAGGGGCUCUAGAUAUACCAGUGGACUUCAGGGUCAAUUUUAAACGGAACUCGUAUAAUAAUAAUGGAGUUUUGAGGUCCAAAGCAACCGGCGAGCCAGCUUUAUUACUAUCAGUGGUCAUCACUCACGCCCUCCAAGAGAUUGUUAGUGAAGCAGUGAAGGAAUAUGGUACAGUGGAACCGAAUUGGAUACACGUUGAUACACCAUACUGCGUUGAUAAUAUACUCCAAGGAAUAUCUCCUAAUAUAAGGCGUUAUAAAUUAAACUAAUGCUUGUGUUGGA
Messenger RNA from Pieris brassicae (large cabbage white), 3871 nucleotides. RefSeq names its product indole-3-acetaldehyde oxidase-like. The record is from RefSeq and is a predicted model, not a curated record. Gene Ontology annotation, molecular function: 2 iron, 2 sulfur cluster binding; iron ion binding; FAD binding. The transcript is spliced from 22 exons. Bases 100 to 3858 code for a protein of 1252 amino acids. NCBI's taxonomy places the organism in Eukaryota, Metazoa, Arthropoda, Insecta, Lepidoptera, Pieridae.